AAGAACAAUGAGCAAAAGCAUGAGGGCAUGAAUGAAGAACGUAGCCAGGAGGAAUUUCCAGACUAUUAUAAAAGGCACUAUAUUUUAACAGGCAAAGAAAAACCUAAAGGUCCAGAGGAUGAAAGAAGCCAAGAGGAUUUUCCUCAAAAAAGACACUUUCUUCCCACCAAGGAGAUGCAUGAGGAUCAAGAUAAUGAACGAAGUCAGGAGGAUUUUCCAAAUUAUGUGCAGCAAAGGCACAUUUUCCUGAAAAACAAGGGCAAACGUGAAGAACCAGAUUAUGACCAAAGCCAGGAAGACUUUCCAAGCUUCAUCUACAAAAGACUCUAUCUCCUACCAAGCAAGAGCAAACGUGAAGAUCCAGACUAUGACCGAAGUCAGGAAGACUUUCCAAGCUUUGUUUACAAAAGACACAAUUUCUUGACAGGUGGGGGCAGGUAUGAAGAUAGUAAUAAUGACCAGGGGCCGGAGGACCUCCAGGAGAAUGAGGAGAGGGAAAAACGGAGGGUUAUUAGUAGAUACAGACACAGAAAUAACCACAAACGAGAUAGUGAGUCAAGCAAGGACGAACAUGAAGAUCCAGACUAUGACCGAAGCCAGGAAGACUUUCCAAGCUUUGUCUAUAAGAGACACAAUUUCUUGACAGGUGGGGGAAGGUAUGAAGAUAAUGACCAAGGGCAGGAAGACCUCCAGGAGAAUGAGGAGAGGGAAAAACGGAGAGUUAUUAGUAGAUACCGACACAGAAAUAACCACAAACGAGAUAGUGAGUCAAGCAAGGAUGAACAAGAAGAUCCAGACUAUGACAGAAGUCAGGAAGACUUUCCAAGCUUUGUCUAUAAAAGACACAAUUUCUUGAUGAGUGGGGGAAGGUAUGAAGAUAGUAACAAUGACCAAGGGCAGAAAGACCUCCAGGAGAAUGAGGAGAGGGAAAAACGGAGGGUUAUUAGUAGAUACCGACACAGAAAUAACCACAAACGCGAUAGUGAGUCAAGCAAGGAUGAACAUGAAGAUCCAGAUUAUGACCGAAGCCAGGAAGACUUUCCAAGCUUAGUCUAUAAGAAACACAAUUUCUUAACAAGUGGGGGCAGAUACGAAGAUAGUAAUAAUAACCAGGGUCAGGAGGACCUCCAGGAGAAUGAAGAAAGGGAAAAACGGAGAGUUAUUAGUAGAUACCGACACAGAAAUAACCACAAACGAGAUAGUGAGUCAAGCAAGGAUGAACAUGAAGAUCUAGACUAUGACCGAAGCCAGGAAGACUUUCCAAGCUUUGUCUACAAAAGACACAAUUUAUUGAUGAGUGGGGGCAGGUAUGAAGAUAGUAAUAAUGACCAGGGGCAGGAAAACCUCCAGGAGAAUGAAGAGAGGGAAAAACGAAGAGUUAUUUCUAGAUACCGACACAGAAAUAACCACAAACGGGAUAGUGAGUCAAGCAAGGAUGAACAUGAAGAUCCAGACUAUGACCGAAGCCAGGAAGACUUUCCAAGCUUUGUCUAUAAGAGACUCAAUUUCUUGACAGGUGGGGGAAGGUAUGAAGAUAAUGACCAAGGGCAGGAAGACCUCAAGGAGAAUGAAGAGAGGGAAAAACGGAGAGUUAUUAGUAGAUACCGACACAGAAAUAACCACAAACGAGAUAGUGAGUCAAGCAGGAAUGAACAUGAAGAUCCAGACUAUGACAGAAGCCAGGAAGACUUUCCAAACUUUGUCUAUAAGAGACACAAUUUCUUGACAGGUGGAGGAAGGUAUGAAGAUAAUGACCAAAGGCAGGAAGACCUCCAGAGGAAUGAAGAGAGGGAAAAACGGAGAGUUAUUAAUAGAUACCGACACAGAAAUAACCACAAACGAGAUAGUGAUUCCUCUGCAGAAGACGGAUAUCUUGAGACAAGUGAAAGGCUUGCAGAUCUAAGUCCUUCCCAGAAACUGGAACUUGCUAAUGCUCUCCGAUUAAAAAUGGGUCUGCUUAACAUGAAAGACGCAACUGAGGGAGAAAAGGACGAGCUUCAUCAGAACGCUCUUACUUCAGAGUAGCUGAAAGAACUGGAGAAACUGGUCCCAGUGGAGCAGAUAAAUAAGCCAUGUUGUAAACCAGAGGUGACCCAGACAUUCUUACAUCUGGCAUCCUUAUUAUAAAACUCCAAAACCUUGUUGUGUUGUUGCUGCUACUGUUUUAAGCUGCUUUUAGAUUAAUUGUUGCAUGAUGUAUUAACUAUGAGGUCUAUUAAUGUGAAUCAUGUUUGACAGUUAGUAGAGGCCUGCGUUACCUGUAUAAAGCCUAAAUACAUAUUAAGUGCAGAAGUUUACAACCCCUAUGGUUGUAAACAAAUAAAUUAAAUAGAAUUUACAUAAGGAUAAAAAUUGA
This is a messenger RNA of Trichomycterus rosablanca, 2356 nucleotides long. RefSeq names its product chromogranin B (gene chgb). The transcript is spliced from 2 exons. The coding region runs from base 28 to 2025 and encodes 665 amino acids. Lineage: Eukaryota; Metazoa; Chordata; Actinopteri; Siluriformes; Trichomycteridae. The record is from RefSeq and is a predicted model, not a curated record.